AAACCAAAUAAAAAAGUAUAAGGAUGUAUAUGAUUUUAAUUAUUGUCUCUACUCCAAAAGUGAGUUGACCAAAAUAGACAAAUAGCUGCAAAUUUGUUUGUCCAUCCAGCAAAAUAUGUCCAACAAUGGUUGGGAUGAACUUCCAAAUAACAUUCUAAACAACAAAAGACCGAGGUAUAGACACAACGAGCUUCAGGGAAGAGGAAAUUCUCAAGCCUUACAAACAAGUAUUGGUCCUGCACCUCGGCUGCCUUAUGUUUUACCAAACUCUGAUAGUCGUCCUGUUCCUGCCGAUUUCCCUCCAGAAGAUGCAGACCUCCUCACACAAUUUUCUGCUCGUCACACUGGCUUUCUUCUUUCAGAACAUAUACACACUCCGAACAUGAGACGUCAAGCUUAUGAAUAUUUCGCCAAAUUCCUCAGGUUUUUGCGAUCUCACUCUACCUUGGACUUGAUGACUACAUCAAAAACAUCAGUUUCUAAUGAUCUUUAUGUUAUCAAGAUGUAUGGCUUCACCGGUGAAUGGCUUGAUCGCUUAGUUCUUCGUCUUAACCCUCACACUUCUCAUGAUGUUUCCAACGAAGGGUUACAAACAUUGAUCAAACUUCAACCUAUUUAUUUUACAUAUGUUGCUAGCUUGGAAGCGGAGGGUACAGACUUAACACGCAGAUUAAAUGAAAAUACAGCUAAGCUUUCAAAUGGGAGAGAAGCUAUGGAAAGCAUUUCUAAUACAUUGAGGCAAAUUAUGGAAGAAAGAGCAAGGUUGAACAUUCCUUUUCCAAUCUAGAGUUGCAUGUAACGUUACUUUAAUUUUAUACAUACAUCGGUUGCUUUGGUUCUCUGAGUUUCCAUAUUUUCCUUGAGUUCGUUUUUGUUAUUAUGUUUGUUGGAUAUCUUCCUCGAUUUUACUAAAGUGUGUGCAGUAAUGAUUCAUUCUAACGUGACAUCUUUAAAUGUUUGCGGUGUUUGGAAAA
Medicago truncatula (barrel medic) is the source of this 974-nucleotide messenger RNA. RefSeq lists its product as uncharacterized. Lineage: Eukaryota; Viridiplantae; Streptophyta; Magnoliopsida; Fabales; Fabaceae. The record is from RefSeq and is a predicted model, not a curated record. The transcript is spliced from 2 exons. Bases 116 to 787 code for a protein of 223 amino acids.